GCGCCUUUCCACUUUUGUUACCCUGACCCUUUUACCUCUCUGGACCGUGAACAAAAGGGCUCUCAGCAGAGAAAAGAUUUCAAAAUAUAUAUCCAAUUCAUAUUCAGAGCAACAAAAAAUAAAGGUAGACAAUUCAUAUCUAGAGCAACAAGAGCAACGAGAACAAGGAGUUUCGGAAAGAACAAACAGAACAAAGAGUUUCAAAGGGAACGAGGAGCUUCAAGAGAUUUACAUUUGCGAGAUAAGGGAAAAGCUAUUGAACCUGCAUUGCGAAGAACUGAAUUCACUUCUCUUGGAAGAACACUGCCACCACUGGAUGCCGAGAAGAAGAACCCGCCCGUUACUUCGAGCCCUACUCAGAAUCAUCAAACUCAAAUUAUGAUUUGCGUGACGAAUUUUGGGCCUGGUUGCUAGUGUUAUCAAGACUGUCUACCUAUAGCUUAAGCUCUUCGCCAAAGUAUUUUCCUGGGACGCAACAUGGAAAGUCCUCACUCAGUGAACAGUCCAAGAAGAACUCUCAGUCUGUCAAAGAAGCGGAGGGCAACUGUGUCCUUUUUUGACCCUGAAGACAAAACCUCUGGCUUCGGAUUGUCUGGCGAUCAUGGCCCUAAGCCUUCUGAAGUUUAUGGUUUUGUAGGUUCUAUUACCACUGUUGUUGCUACAGUUAUUUUCUUCAUAUGGGCAUAUGUUCCAGAAUCAUGGCUACAAUCUGCUGGCAUCUCGUACUAUCCUAGCAGAUAUUGGGCUUUAGCAGUACCAACAUAUGUGAUGGUGACCAUUGUUUUGAUGCUGGGAUUCUACAUUGGCCUUAACUUCAUUUCAACACCUUCCCCUUCUUCUUUAAACACAGUUUUUGAUGAAUUCAGUAGAGAUCCUUCGAGUAACGAGUGUUCUCUAGAAGAUGAAAAACCCAUCGAUCCCAUUUCAGAUAUCGGCCUUGACAGAAUCAAUGAUAUCAUGUUCAAUAAUGCAACCUAACAAUCACACAUAUCUCCAAUGUUGUUAUGGUAGGAAUUGCUAUCAAACAAGUGCUGCUAAUUUAGGUUAUUGUAGGAGAAGUUAUAACUACAGAGGUGAAAUUUAUUGAGUUGGUGUUGUGAAAGAAUGAUUUCAUUCUAUCUUACUGUAGAACUUCCUUUUAAUGCUUACUUUUUUAGGUCUAGUUUUUAAAAGCUUUUGUCUACUUAUUUUAGAGUUUUGAACCUUGCUACUUUAUGAAUUGGUGGUGAAGAGUUGUAGAGAAGGAAACGGCCUCUUUGUUUAUGGGGGUAAUAUUAUGUAUCUGACUCAUAUCCCAGAACUAUGGUUGUAUUUGUGGACAUGGCUGCUCACUGUGAAUUAUCAGGCCACAACGUAUCUGA
Molecule: messenger RNA, 1361 nt
Organism: Vigna unguiculata (cowpea)
Lineage: Eukaryota; Viridiplantae; Streptophyta; Magnoliopsida; Fabales; Fabaceae
Product: phosphatidylinositol N-acetylglucosaminyltransferase subunit P-like
Source: RefSeq, a predicted model, not a curated record